Molecule: messenger RNA, 6437 nt
Organism: Chelonoidis abingdonii (Abingdon island giant tortoise)
Lineage: Eukaryota; Metazoa; Chordata; Testudines; Testudinidae
Source: RefSeq, a predicted model, not a curated record
CCAUUUUUAUCAUGUUCACAGCUUCUGGCAGUGUCUGACUUGUUUACAGAAAGGAAUCAAUUUGAAAUGAUGUAUACCACAUUGACAGAAUUGCGGAAGGUGCAUCCAUCAGAAGAUGAGAUUCUUAUUCAAUAUUUGGUACCAGCCACAUGUAAAGCAGCUGCUGUUCUUGGAAUGGAUAAAGCUGUAGCCGAGCCAGUAAGCCGUCUGUUGGAAUCAACACUACGCAGCACCCAUAUGCCAAGUCGGAUUGGAGCUCUGCAUGGAAUUCUUUACAUCCUUGAGUGUGACCUGCUUGACGAAACAGCAAAGCAACUCAUUCCAAUUAUCAGCGAGUAUUUGCUUUCCAAUCUGAGAGGGAUAGCCCACUGUGUAAAUGUCCAUAACCAACAGCAUAUUUUAGUGAUGUGUGCUGCAGCAUUCUACUUGAUAGAGAAUUACCCACUUGAUGUAGGGCCUGAAUUCUCUGCAGGAAUUAUACAGGUCUGUGGCGUAAUGGUUUCUGGAAGUGAUGAAUCAACUCCAUCCAUUAUUUACCAUUGCGUCCUCAGAGGAUUAGAACGACUCCUCCUUUCAGAGCAACUUUCUAGACUGGAUAGUGAAUCUUUAGUUAAACUAAGUGUUGACAGAGUGAACAUACACAGCCCCCACAGAGCAAUGGCAGCCUUGGGGUUAAUGCUGACUUGCAUGUAUACAGGAAAAGAGAAAAUCAGCCCAAGUCGUGCAACAGAUGCAAAUCCCACAGCUCCAGACAGCGAGUCCGUUAUUGUAGCUAUGGAACGGGUGUCUGUUCUUUUUGAUAGGAUCCGGAAAGGAUUUCCUUUUGAAGCUAGGGUAGUGGCACGGAUCCUCCCUCAGUUCUUAGAUGACUUUUUCCCUCCACAGGAUGUAAUGAACAAAGUUAUUGGAGAAUUUUUAUCCAACCAGCAGCCAUAUCCACAAUUCAUGGCCACAGUAGUUUAUAAGGUUUUUCAGACACUACAUACCACUGGACAGUCACCAAUGGUCCGUGAUUGGGUGAUGCUCUCGCUCUCCAACUUCACACAGAGAACGCCUGUUGCAAUGGCAAUGUGGAGUCUUUCCUGUUUUUUUGUCAGUGCUUCCACCACUCAGUGGGUUUCAGCAAUUCUUCCACAUAUUAUCAGCAGAAUGGGAAAAUCGGAGCAAGUGGACAUUAACCUCUUCUGUUUGGUGGCCAUAGACUUUUACAGACACCAGAUAGAUGAGGAACUAGAUCGAAGGGCCUUCCAGUCUGUGUUUGAGAUGGUAGCAUCGCCAGGAAGCCCAUAUCAUCGCCUACUAACUUGCUUGCAAAAUGUUCACAAGAUCACGGCAUGCUGAACGUCAUGAUAUUGGUUAAUGAAACUCGGUGGCUUGAUUUGGAAUCUGAUAUGAAUGUUUAGAGAAAUAUAAAUUUGCAGAAAGCAGCUGGGAUUUGCUUCUGCAAUGAAUCUGCAUCUGUCAGUUUUAUACUUCAUGCUUGUUUGCACGGAGAAGCGCUGUGCACCACAGAGAAUCACAUGAAAGGUGUAAUAGGAACAUUCUUAUUACCAAUGGUUAGCUGUGUUAAAUGGAAAUAUGUAUAUGUUUUAUGUAAUGUUUGGGACUAACCUGAGGCUGAAUUACUAACUAAAAUAUAUGGGCAGAUACUUUAUGCAGGAAAGCCAGGUAUUACUUUUCUUCCUGAUGUUCAAUUUAAGUCACCGUGUUGCAUCUGGUAUUGAAAAUCUGACAGAAAUACUCUCAGUGCAAGUUUUCAGUCAUUACAAAUCUUUAUAGUGUGUGUGUGUGUGUGUGUGUGUAUAUAUAUAUAUAUAUAUAUAUAUAUAUAAAAUAUGUACACUGUGAGGUAGUAUAGAUCAGAAAUUGUUUCCUAAUGUCUCUCCCAAACAAGGAAAUGAGAAACCAGUUUUCAGGAGUAAUACUCCCAGCAUGCAAUUAUUCUGUCUCUGGACUUUCUAAUAUAUUGUGGUGUAUGUGUUGGUGGCAUGGGACAUAUAGUGCACAUACAUAACCACACUUUUCUUUUUUCUUCUCAGGAUUUAAAAUUUUAGUACAAUAUAUCAGUAAAAGAAAUUUUAACUUAAAUAUUUCUAUAUCAUGUAAAGUAUGUAAAAUUGUAAAAUGUGUGGUGCAUGAAAUGUGCUGUAAUUUGAAAUGAACAAAAAGCCACUCUACUGAAUGUCUUGACAUCUGUAUUGUCCUCAUUUUCUCAUUGUGUGCUCAAGUUCAUGUUCAUUUUUAAAAUCCAUCUUAAUGUACAGGUUACAUUUUAUGUUCUACAUUUCACAUUUUUGUAGGGUAACACUUUAAAAACUGGAAUAUAUAGGCUAGUUUGUGUUGAUGCUAUGUUAAGAAGGCAUUUUUGUGAUCCAUUUGAUGGUAUCUUGUUUUGAGUUUCUUUAUUUUGAGAUAGCCUGGAUUAGCACUUUUUGUAUACUAAGCUGCUCUCACCUGUUGCAGAGGCGUUGGGGUUUUUUGUUUUUGUUUUGUUUUGUUGGUUUUUUGUUUUUUGAGAGAGAAAAAUGAUGCAAGUUUCCAGUAGCCAAUAACUAUCUGGCUUUUUCAUUUAUACUAACAGAAACCAUAGAGUCAUUUGGAUAUAAACCACUCACUUUACUCUAAGCAAAUUCAUGACGGCAAUUAAGAAUCAGAAGGCUAAUGUGGUCUACUUUGGUGCUGGCUAAGGUGUUAGAUUAUACAACCUCUUUUAUUAGUUGUCUGCAACAUUGUUUAUACACAAACACUGCAUAAACAUCCACAAAUUCCAAAAUUCUCCAGUUCUACACAGGGCCAAAUUCUGUUUACGCCUCAUACAAGCCUUUGAUUUUAGUUGGUUGCACAUGGGGAAAUCUAGGGCAGUAUUUUUCCGAUAACAGUAUCUGAUAUAAUUCUUCAAUAUAGAAAAGUAAUGCCUUGGUUCUGAGCUACAUUGCUAUAUUUAACCUCAUUACAUUUUCUCAUUAACACCUGUUGGUAACACUCAGAAUAUCUAAAUAGUGUUAUCAAAAGGAGCAUAUACUGUAUGUUUUUGUGUAUAUAAUGUAUAUGUAAUUAUACACAUAUGACUACAUUUACUGUAUACAAAUGUGUAUAUUUGUAUUUAUUAAACCCAUGGAUUUAAACUAAUUCCAGUUCUUAGACCAAAAAUGGUUGCUUUUGCCCAUAACUUGAUUAUAAAGGAAUUGCCCAAUGAUGUCACUUCCUCUUAUGAUAGGUACGAAACUGAUUAUAUGGGCAGCAGAAAUAACUGGACUUUGCUGUAUCUAGCUGUUUGAUAGAGUUUAUUAUCUAGAGGGUUAUUUCUGCCCUCUGAGUUGGCGGCUACUGCUUCUUUCUUGGGCCACGGCACUGUGGUGACUUUUUAAAAAAGAAACUGAAGUUCAGAAAGGGUUUAAAAAAUAGAUCUUAUUAAAGGUUUUGGUUAUACUGGAAAUCUUACAGUUCUGGUAAGAGACCACUUGCCAGGGAAGUGAGCUAUAAUGCCCUCAGAUUGCCAUUAAGGGUAAUAUAGAUCACUAGUCCCUUUUGUAACCCCCAAUAAUAGUCUUCUUCUAUAAACCCACAUACCAGUCAGUUUUUGUAUGAUAUAUUGUAAGUGAAGAUAUUUUUGUAAGCUAUUUUCCAAAAUUUAAAACAGAUUUUAAUAUAUUUUUGAAGCAUUUGAUAGUCACACCUUAACCAUAGAUCACUAUACUUUCUGUUUCAUGAACAGAUAAAUCUUACAUAUUUUUAACCUCAUAAAUAACCACUGCAUGGUUGAUCAGUAUGCCUCCAGAUGAUGGAGGCUGGCCAUCCCAACUUGUGAAGUUUUCCAAACAAAUCAGCUGAGACUUGCCAUAGAAACUUUCCAGCCAAUAAAAAGAGCAUAUUAAGCUAAGGAGUCAACAUGUGACAGAAAUGGAUUUCUUUUCAACAUGUGAUAAAUUCCCUCUCGUCAGUACUAUUGUUGGCAUUUGAUAGGAUGUUCAGAUUUCCCACUUCAAAACGUCACCCAAAAGUGAUGCAGCCAGGUCUGUCUUCAGAUAAAUUCAAAGAUAAUUAGAAUAGUUGUGUGCGUCGGUCUUAUCUCCAUGAAGAUUUGUCAUACAUAGAAAACAGGUUUGCUGUCUGUAGAUCUUCAGUGUCUCUAGAUUUUUCUUCUCCGGAAUUAUUAACUGAAUACAAAUAACAUUCAUUUUCAGAUGUAUGAAUGUCUUGAAGGGGACAUGGCUGGUUAUUCUCCAUAGUUUGUAAUUACACAUUUAUAAGGCUAAAAUUUAACAUUUAUUUCCUUUUGAUGUGCAUUUUUGUCCUUUGUUUCUUUUGGAAUGAAAAUUAUAAUUUUUGUAUUUGUAAAAAUAUCUAAUAUCUACACAAUUCUGGUAACACCCAUCAGUAGUUACGUUGUGCUUUAUGGCUUAAUUUCUGCCUCUUACAGCAGAACAGAAUAUCACAUGGUCAUGUUUUUUGUGUCUAUUCAAAAGAAAUCUUAAGGUUAGAUUUUUUUUAAAUUACCAUCUGUAAGAUUUGUUGCUCCAAUAUAUGAUUUUUUUAUAUUUGACCAAGAUUAACUGUUUCCCUUUUUAAUAUGCUAUCAGUAGACUAAAACAAGAUCCAUGCUUGACAUCAAACUGGUUUUGGAAAUUAAACUGAGUUUAUCACUGAGACCCGAGGUAUAAAUAGUUAGAUGUAUAUCUGGUGUCCUAAAUAACUAAAAUAAGCAAUAUUUAACAUAUUCUAUAUACAUAUAGUGUGAAUUGAUAAAUCAGUUUUUUCAUUUAGAGGGUCUUGAAAUAGUUUGUAGUAUAGCUAAGAGAAUACAUUUGUGAACAAGCAAAUUGAUAACACUGAAAUCUAAAUGAGGUUUAACCUGAAAACCUGCUUUUUUCCAUAAAGUGCUGCCUCUUUUGAGACUCUCUUACUUGCCUCUGAAUUUUUAAAAAGUAUCAGGCAGAUAUCACUUGAUCAGUAGAGGUUGGCUAAAGUAAUUUCCUUCCUUUUCAGUGAAGUUUUAUUUUAUUCCUUUCAACAGAGGAGAAAUUUGAAAUACCUUAUACUAAAACAAGUUGAAUUAAUGCAAAUAAUUUUUAUUUGCAAUUUAAGACUGUCAAUUGAGGUUUUAUUAAAGAUCCUUCUUUUUAGUCCUUGUGCCCACUUUGGGAUGUCUCCCUCACUUAAAAAAAUAAAUACAAACACCUGGUAUUCAUGAAUUCUACAUUAUAUUACUUCCCAUUGCAGAAAAUCCCUUCUCAGCAUGAAUGGAUAAAAUCUGACUCACUAUUUGACAUGAACAUUGAUUAAAACUGUGAAUACCUAUUGAGCAGCUUUCAGUAAAACUUGAAAAAGAAUAGUCAACCUUCAGAUUAAAAGUGAAUUCCAAUCUAGUAUUUCUUAAUUCUAUUUUAAGAACAUUUCAUCAUGUCAUUCUCUUUUAAAUUACAGUUGGCUUUGUAUAGCAAAUAAGGAGGUUGUGUCAAAAACACUGCAAAGGCAAUCCUCCAAGAGCAGUCUUCAAGAGCAGACUCUAAGUCUUUGUACAGUAUUUCAGCGCUGUCAUGACUAAACACUAUCCAUGUAUCAUGCCUCCUGAAUGCAAGAAACAUUCAGGUGUAAUGAGCAAUAAAUAUAGCAAUAAGCAGUCUAAAGAGAUGGUUAGUCAUUCAGGAUUUUACACAUUGGUUCUUUGUGGGGGCAGCUGAGUCACUGUGUUAAAUAAAUUUUAGUUUUCUUAUAAAGACCCCAAGAAUGCUAUGCACUAAAACCAGGAACCAACUGAGAAUAACCAAGGAUAUAUUUUUAAACUGGCACCAGUAUGUAACAGUAAAAAGAAAGCAAUUUUAAGGUUAUAAAACAGCAAAGAAAGUAUUUAAGUAAUUCCCUUAUUCUAAAUAAAGUUAUCUGUAGUAAAACUGAGAAUCUGAGAUGCCUACCUACUGUUAGGAUAAACACGGCACCAAAGAAUCUGGAAAGGGUGCUGAAGUCCAGUGUGCUAAUUUACCUCAUUUUGAGAAUUCAGAUGUUUGCCUAUUACCUUAAAGUAUCCAUUAAAUAACUUCAAAAAAACUAACAACAUUCCUAAGAGGAGAGCUUCUAUGGUAUGUCAAGUGAUUAAAGUUAGCUGGACAUGAAUGCCAUGGAAACACAGUUUAGGGAUGCGCGUACUGCUUUAUCGCAUGCAUGUUGUGUGUGGACUUGUCAUCAUUCACAUCAGUCUUUGUCUACACAUAAUGUCAAAUUAGACCAGCCUGACGAAGGAUAAGGUAAUUGGCAUACCAUACAGUCCUAUGAUGUUAUCUCGUAUGGUUUGAGGGCUAUGAUGGGCAAGGCUUGGAGCCCCAACACCAACAGUAGCUGUAUUCAGAAUAAAAGGAAGGAAUAUAAUUUUAGAUGUAUGUUUAAAUUUAAAGACAUUUGCUGAAAAUAUUGCACAUUAAAAUUAGAGAAAAUAAACUAUA